Messenger RNA from Linum trigynum, 3328 nucleotides. NCBI's taxonomy places the organism in Eukaryota, Viridiplantae, Streptophyta, Magnoliopsida, Malpighiales, Linaceae. The record is from the annotation of a GenBank genome assembly.
AAACGAUUCAGAUCUCCCUCACUCAUCCCGACUGAAAUCGCGAUUCCUCUCUCUGGCUGAAAUCGCGAUUCGCGAUCUCCCUCGCUCACUCUGGCCGCCAGUUCUCCGACUUCCCUCACUCACUCCGGCCGCCAGUUCUCCAAUCUCCCUCUCUCACUCCGGUGUCAUUUCUCCGAUCCUCCCUCACUCACUCCGGUGUCAGUUGUCCGAUCUUCCUCGCUCCGUUAUUGACAGGCGAUUGUUCGAUAUCGCUCGCUCGCUCCAGUUGAAAGGUGAAUCUUCUAGUCUCCCUCGCUCUCUCUCUCUCCAUGGCUCGCUCUCUGAUUUCCUCACUUGCGCUAGCGAGCUCAUUCUAGUUAGGUUACAGAUCUGCCUUAGCUUCCCAUAUCUGCCUUAGCUUCGCAUAUCUAUGUUCUUGUUUGCCUGAGAAACCAACAUAUCUGCCUUAGCUUCGCUUAUCUCAGCAACAUAACUAUAUAUCCAUGGCAAAAGUGAAUAGAAUUUGUGUCCUGGGUGUUGGUAUCAAUGUUGGUUAGUGAAAUCGGAGAAAUAUAGGUUUAGGUUCAGAACAAUCUAGGUUUAUGUUCCAUUUUUUUGUCUGUUUAGAUUGUAGGGUUGUAGGAUCUUUUUGCCAUGGCCACUGGCUACUGCAACAAUCUGCUGCUCGUGGCAUAGGCGUGAAGCUGGACCAACUAGGUCAUAUUUAGGACUCCAUUAUCAUCCGCACUAAUAUGAUCAGUGAUCUAUUAUGUGUAUUCCGCUGUGGUGCUAGUAGAAAUGCCAGAAAUAUUGUAGUUUUUAGCAAGUUAAAAUCGUGUCUUACCUAAUACUUCCAGUGCCAAUAUGACCUUUGAAAUUAGCUUCAGUUAAAAGUUAAAACACACCGUCACAGCACAUGACUUGUUACUACUGACUGGCGUAGGUAUAUAAUAUGGUUUAGUUUUGGGGUUGAGGUUGUUAGGAUUAAGCAUUCAAACCGGUUAAUCAAUCAUUAUAAGUUGCUCAAAACCCAUUACUGUGAUGAAGUGUUGUUUGACUCCCUAGCUAAUGUUAGGUUGUUGGAGGAAGCACAUAUAUAUUACUGUAGCUGGGUAAUGGACAUGCACAGCACAGUAGUAGUGGAGAAUAAUAAGGUGCAGAACAAAAACCUUGUAUGUGAUAUUGCUUUUGGGGAGGGAGUUUAUGUGACGAUGUCUAAUGAAUAUUACAUGGUUAUAUUCUUGAUUUUCAGGAAUGACAACUACCGAUAAAGCUACUCAUAGUCAUAGACCAUAUUGGAAAGUUCAGGUGAUAGGUAAGAUGAAUUAUAACCUUUUCUUGAUUCUAAAGCUCGGGUGAUGCAGAAGUUUGUUUUCAUGUUUGAAUCCCAAGACCAGAGAUGUUUGUGUAAGAACAUUUUCCCUUCUAAUUUUCUGGUGAUGAUGUUUGUUUUCAUGUUUUUAUGAACACGGAAAGGAAAAAGGCAGCAGCUGCUGGUGCUUAUGCUUUGAUAAAUAAUAUAGGCAGAGUUUGUUUUCAUGAUUUUAUGAACACGGAAAGGAAAAAGGCAGCAGCUGCUGGUGCUUAUGCUUUGAUAGAUAAUAUAGGCAGAGGCAAGAUCUAAACUAAUGGUCCAUUCAACUUCAUUAUAAGGCUCGUAGGAAGGAAAAACAACUGUUGUUGGUACAAUUGUUGAUAACUAUGUUUGUUUUCAUGUUUUUGGUGAACAUUGGUGUAGGAAAAAAUUGUAGAACUUGAAGCAACAGGUGCUAUGCCAAAGCAAGCAGCACCUAAUGAUUCUUUAGGCCAAGUUUUGGGCAAAGAACAUUCAGGUAGGAUGCGUGAUAUGGGGGCUGGUGUUGUUCCGUCUGAGACCUUUAGUUCUAGCUCGUCUGGAUAUGUCGGAGAAUCAUCACAUGCUGAUUUUGGAAGUGAGCAAGUUUUGUGGUCUAAGUUACAACAAAGCUUGAAGAAGAAUGAGAAGUAUGAAGAGUGGUUUGUCAAGAUUUUUCAGCACAUGAAUGUCCCUAUGCCAUUGGAGCUGGCUAUGUUAGUAGAACAACAUCCUCUUGACUCCACUGGUCAGCAUUCUGGCCACUCUUCGACUAGCGGUCCGAGACAGCAGGGGUAGAACUCCUUAACAGGUACUACUUGAAUCGAGAAAUGGAGGGAAAAAUAGGCUUUUUUUUUCUUCUUAAAUGAGUGCAUUACGAAAGCAAGCUCAGCUUCUCUAGCCAUCCGAAUAGCUUCAGUUUCAAUACCACUCCAACCUAGGCAAAAUGAUCGGUGAAGACUAAUCUCAUGUUCUUUUUCUCUUUCUGGUGUUUCAGGAUUUUGUUCUUCAUUCAACAGACCUCCUGUCAUGAAAGGUUAGCAUCUAGUUCCUGGAUUUCGCUUAUUUGAACCAAACUUUCGGUUGUUUCUUUUAUGAGAUCCUAGUCCUUAAGUUGUGCUAGGAAUAAAGGGGUAGAAAAGGGUGAUGCAGAAACGCAGUUUGUAGUAUUGGUGGGAGCUGGGAAUGAACAAUGCUAUGGAACAGUUAGAGAUUGCAGGGGUGAGAGCUGGCAGAGAGAGAGAGAGAGAGAGAGAGAGAGAGAGAAGGAAUGAAUGAAUUGAAGGAGGGAGGGACUCAAAUUCGGAAGGUGGGAUUUGGUUUUGUUUAAGGGAAGUAAAACAUAUCAUCGUCAUCAUUCAUCAGAGGGAGGAGAUCCAAAUGGAGAAGAUAAUUAGAUAACCAAACAAUUUAAUAUUAUUUUAAGCUCGGGUGAUGCAGAAGUUGCAAGUUUGAAACGAUUUGUAAUUAUGGAUUUGUGACUGGAUCUUUGUUGUUGUUUUGUUGAUUUACAGGGCUGCAAGUUAAUGAAGGGCUUCAGUGGUAAACUCAGUUUUUAGUUUGAGAUAGUAUUCAACUUUAGAUUGUAGGUUUUGAACUUUUGUAAGUGGUUUGAUUGAUUUACAAUUCUGGAUUUGAGAGAUUUUAUGGUACUUUUGUAAGGAUUGAUGGUUUGAUUUACAAUUCAAAGGGUUAUGAAUGGAUUUACAAUUCUUGAUUUGUGAUUAUUAGAGUAGUGUGUUGCUGAUUUGAUGUUUAGAAAAUGAUUUGUGAUCAUUAGAGUAAUGUUAAAUCACAGCAGGCUAGGGCUGUUAUUGUUUGGGAAGGUGGUUCCUUAAAAUACUGUAGCUUUUAGCGACGGUCGUACUCUGUCGCUAAAUAAUUUUAACUAUUGCUGGGAUAUUUAUUUGACGACGGUUGUCUGGAAAAUUACGUCGGUCACCACCGUCGUUAAACUUUAGCGACGGUCAGCGCGACGGUCGACCAAAACCGUCGCUAUAAAAUUUAAGGACGGCG